Molecule: messenger RNA, 1461 nt
Organism: Hevea brasiliensis (rubber tree)
Lineage: Eukaryota; Viridiplantae; Streptophyta; Magnoliopsida; Malpighiales; Euphorbiaceae
Product: phenylacetaldehyde reductase
Exons: 6
Coding region: 323-1300 (325 amino acids)
Molecular function (GO): oxidoreductase activity, acting on the CH-OH group of donors, NAD or NADP as acceptor
Source: RefSeq, a predicted model, not a curated record
UUUUCAAACUUUACUCUUUUGCAAGAAACAGCAGAUAAGCCUCUUAUUUACCAAUUUAGAAAUUUUUUUCACGCUCAGCACCAGGCAAAUUACCCAUCAUAUUAUCACCGAAUCAUUGCCUACGUCUGUGCAUACGACAGCACGGCGUGUUUAUGGUAGGUAAGAGGCACGAACGGUUACCAUUGUAAUUGCUUUAAAAGAGGGCAGAUAUUUGGCGAGCUGAGAGGAGGAGAAGCAGCAGUGGCUGAUUGCCAUACGAGCAAGAACAACUGCAAGUACAACGACGAGACGACGAGACGACGAGAAAAGAGAGAAAACGAAAAUGAGCGGUGGAGCAGGGAAGAUCGUGUGCGUCACCGGAGCCUCCGGUUACAUUGCUUCCUGGCUUGUGAAGCUCCUUCUCGUCCGUGGCUAUACUGUCAAGGCCUCUGUUCGUGAUCCAAAUGAUCCCAGAAAGACUGAACACUUACGCGCACUUAAAGGAGCUGAGGAGAGACUUCAGCUGUUUAAAGCAAACCUACUGGAAGAAGGUUCCUUUGAUGCUGCUGUUGAAGGGUGUGAAGGUGUUUUCCAUACUGCAUCUCCUUUUUAUCAUGAUUUUAAGGACCCACAGGCUGAAUUAAUUGAUCCUGCUUUGAAGGGAACACUUAAUGUUCUUAACUCAUGUGCAAAGGUCCCAUCAAUCAAACGAGUUGUCUUGACAUCAUCAGUUGCUGCAGUUGCUUACAAUGGAAAACCUCGGACUCCAGAGGUAGUAGUGGAUGAAACUUGGUUUUCUGAUCCGGACUUCUGUAAGGAAUCAAAGCUUUGGUAUUUGCUCUCAAAGACCUUGGCUGAGGAUGCUGCACGGAAAUUUGCAAAAGAGAAGGGCAUAGACCUGGUUGUCAUAAAUCCAGCAAUGGUGAUUGGUCCUCUCCUACAACCAACGCUUAAUACAAGUUCUGCUUCAAUUUUAAGCUUGGUAAAAGGAGCACACACUUUCCCCAAUGCAACUUUUGGAUGGGUAAAUGUUAAAGAUGUUGCCAAUGCACAUGUACAAGCAUUUGAGAUUCCGUCAGCAAGUGGACGAUAUUGUUUGGCUGAGAGAGUUGCACACUACUCAGAAUUAGUCAACGUCUUGCGAGAGCUUUACCCUGAUUUCCAACUUCCAGAAAAGUGUGCAGACGAUAAGCCUUACGUGCCAACGUAUCAGCUGUCCAAGGAAAAAGCAAAGAGCCUGGGUAUUGAUUUCAUUCCCUUGAAUGUGAGCUUGAAGGAAACAGUUGAAAGCUUGAAGGAGAAAGGGUUUAUCAUAUUUUGAGCAUCUCUAACCUUCCGACCAUCUUAUGAUAAUAAAUAAACAUGGGUUGCCUUGCUCCUGAACCUGUGCUUCUAUGGUCUUUGUUUGGUUUGCUGUCUCUACUAAGAUGAUUUACAUUUGUAAGCAUUAAAUGGAACAAUUGCCCUAUUUAGCUCCUUUUA